UUCAGUCCCGGGGGAUUUUCUGGAGAUCCUGCGGGUGCUGCUGGAAAACCAGGAAUGGGGCCCUGGAUCCGGAUAGUCCCCCUCGUCGCCUUCUCCGGACUCCACCCCACAACGGGGAGCAUCCAUGACCCGCUGCUCGUCCUGGACGGAUUGGAAGACUCCGGAAUCCGCCUCAAGUGCCUCUCGGAGCGGCUCCUUUCCGAAGUCGAGGUGCUGUGGGUGGACGGGAAAGGCAGGAAUAUCACCGGGAAUCCCCUGGGCACGGACACAUCCGGGAAUGCCGGGAGCUCCAUCGUCCUCAAACCGGGAUUUGGGAACGCCGUGUCCUGCAGGAUCGUCGACAACCUCGGGAAAACAUCCACGGAAUCCUCCGUCGUCAUCGCGGAGAGUUUCUUCCCGACCAUCUCCCCCUGGCUCCCGGCUUUUGUGAUGAUCCUGCUCUUUGGAAUAUUCCUGGUCCUGGCAGCUGUUUAUAAAAUCCGGACCAACCAAAAGGCGACGGAUCAGGAAAGAAACGCCCAGAAGCAAAUUCAGGAGGACAUCGAGGAAUUCAAGAUGGAGCUGGAGGAAGUGCAGGAGAAAUUCCAGAAGGAAAACCAGGAGAUGACAACAAAAAUCGAACAAAUCCAGGCCCAACUGGAUUUCAGACGUGCCCAGAGAAACGUGGUCCCGCUGACCCUGGACGAGCUCUGCAAACAUCCCGAACUCUCCCUCCGGGACCGAUCCCGGAUCGUUUCCUGCUCCGAGCAGCUCCACCCCAAACCCGUCGUCCUGGCCCAGGAAUCCUUUUCCCAAGGGAAGCACUACUGGGAAGUGGAAGUCGGGGACGGAUCCGGCUGGGAGCUGGGGGUGCUGGCUGAGGAAAUCCGGGAUUCCCUGCGGAGCGACGGGAUGGUGCUGCCGCGGGAGCGGGAGCAGGUUCUCGGCCUCGGCUAUUCCCGGGGGGAAUUCAGCAUUCCCGGGGGCCGGAAUUCCGGGCCCUGCCCAGUGCUCGGGGUUUUCCUGGAUCAGGAAUCCCGCAGCCUCUCCUUCUUCGACGUGGAAGGGAAGAGUCUCCUGGCGUCGCUUCCCUUGAGGUUUUCUGGGAAUCUCUUCCCGUUUUUCAGCCCCGGCUCCGACGGGAAGGGGUUGGGAAUUCGCUCCGUGGGGGGUUAAUAAUUAAAAUAAUAAAUUAUGUAAAUAUCAAUAGAUUAUCAUAUUUAUAAUUUGCGAUAAUUAAUGAAU
Molecule: messenger RNA, 1224 nt
Organism: Neopelma chrysocephalum (saffron-crested tyrant-manakin)
Lineage: Eukaryota; Metazoa; Chordata; Aves; Passeriformes; Pipridae
Product: butyrophilin-like protein 9
Exons: 12
Coding region: 55-1155 (366 amino acids)
Molecular function (GO): protein binding
Source: RefSeq, a predicted model, not a curated record